Girardinichthys multiradiatus is the source of this 9761-nucleotide messenger RNA. It is a transcript of the gene cspg4ba, whose product is annotated as chondroitin sulfate proteoglycan 4ba. The transcript has 10 exons. The coding region runs from base 147 to 7373 and encodes 2408 amino acids. Lineage: Eukaryota; Metazoa; Chordata; Actinopteri; Cyprinodontiformes; Goodeidae. The record is from RefSeq and is a predicted model, not a curated record.
GCGCGGACACACUUCGGUCCUUCUUCGUUUUAUGGCAUUUGUUGGUCAGCUGGGCGGAACCGAAGCACGAAGGAGUGAACAACAUUCGGUAAAAAUGUGAAAGUAAAGUCCGCUGAACAUAGUUGUGUCCAAAGAGACAGAGAAAAAUGGACUCCGCUGGGAUCAACACCAAGAAGAAGAAGUUGUGGCUCUGCGGUCUCCUUUGGUGGUCGCUCCUGCUCGAACUGACGUCUGGGGCUUCUUUCUACGGGGAUGGCUUCAUACAGCUAAAGGCAACAGAGUCGUCGGACCAUAAUGUGCUCCGUACUCGCUUCCGGACCUCCAGCACCGACGGCCUGAUGUUUCUUGCUGCCGGUCAGGCAAACUACUUCCUACUAGAGCUCCAUGCUGGUCGCCUGCAGAUGAAACUGGAUAUUGGAUCAGGGGAGCAGGUUUUAGAGUCAGAGCAGGGUAUUCAGCUCAACGAUUUGGCCUGGCACUCAGUGGAGGUCCACCAUGUGCAGUUAAAUGUCACUAUGACUGUCGACAAAAACUCUCAUACAAGUAUAAAGAUGCCUGGCUCCCAUCACUAUCUCCACAUUAAAGAUGGUCUUUAUGUUGGAGGCUCGGGAGGUUUGGACAAAAUCUACCUCCCCAGAGACUUAAUCAGCUUCCGAGGCUGCAUGGAUGAGAUGGUGUUCAAUCAACAUGACUUACUGUCAUCACUGAGGCCCUACACUGGAUACAAAAAUAUUUAUGAAGUCUCCUUAGGCUGCAAUCCCCAGUUCUUCGCCAAUGAUGAAGAUCCUAUCAGUUUUUUCAGUUCCAGGGCCUAUAUUUCCCUUCCAACUUGGAAUCAUCAUCAUCAGCAGGCUACGUUUGAGUGUGUUGUGCACACCUCAGCCAAAGAGGGAGUAAUCCUUUACAGUUCAGCUAGGGAUGGAGGCUUUGUGGCUCUGGAGAUACAGGAAGGUUUUCCAGUAGCUGUUGUAGGGAAAGGUGGAGUCAAAACUGAGCUACAUUCUCAAACAUCCAUCAGUGACAGAAAAUGGCAUUCUCUUAAGUUGCAUUUCAGUUCCAAAAACCUUGAGCUGACAGUGGAUAAAGAAAUGGUAAAGAGCAGCAUUAUCUCUCACUCAAAGAGGCUUCAUCUCAAAGGUUUUCUUUUUGUUGGAGGUAUUGAUGAUGGUACCAGGUUAGAGGUGAGAAAGGUUGGUCUUGUUUCUGUAUCAGGAAAGCGUGUCAGAGGUGGUUCCUUCAAAGGAUGUUUAAGGAACAUUGAAAUAAACAGAGUUAAGAUGGGUCUCUCCAAUGCAGUAGUCACCAAAGAUAUCUCAGUAGGUUGCGAACCAGAUAAACCAGCUGAGGAACCAAGCCCUGUGAGUCCUACAAGUACGCCAAGUCCAGUUUUGUACAUUGCAACACCAACACCAUCUCUUCAGAUGUCAACCCUUGCAGUUGGCUUGGACAAAAGGUACGGCUCAGAUUUUGUGCAUCUUAAAAAUCUUGUUGUCCAGGAAGGUGGUCGAGCCUCUCUUGAGGCCAAACAUAUUAAAAUAUUCCUGGACUUCAAGAUGCUUGGUAUUCGACAGUCUCAAAUUAUGUUUAGAAUUGAAGAGCAGCCAGUUAGAGGUCAGAUAAGACUUGAUGUUGAUGAAGACCAAGAGGAGAACACCUUCAGCAUGUUGGAUCUUUGGCAUGGUAGGGUGAUAUAUGUCCACGGAGGCUCUGAGGAGCUAGAUGACUUCUUCAUGUUCUCAGUAUCUUGUAGCAGCAGAAAACCAGUUCCUGAUUAUCUGAAAGGCAGCAAAUUAUACCGCUACAACAUAACUGUGACACCAACCAAUGAUGCACCUGAAUUAAGCCUUCCUGAAGGAAAUCUCUUUGUCUUAUUGGAAAAAUCUAAGAAACAUCUCACCACAGAAGUUCUGAAAGCAACAGACAUUGACAGCAACUACACCGACCUUGUAUUCUCUGUACUGGGGAAUUUGAAUGCUGAUGCAGGCUACUUGGAAAUAGAGAGCAACCCUGGCAAGGCAGAGACUUCAUUCUCAUAUGUUGAUCUAGAUGAAAUGAGGGUGUUCUACGUCCACACGGAUGUGAGAAACUCGAGGAUAGUUCUGAGAGUUAGUGAUGGAGACAAGGUCAGCAACACUGUAGUUUUAAGGGUCAUGGCUGUAGAGCUGGAAUACAAGAUUGCCAACAACACUGGUCUUGAGAUCACCCAAGGAGAAACUGCUAUUAUUAGUUCAAAGCAGUUGGCCAUGCAAACGAAUGCAAUAAAGCAAAUUGUAGACAUCCGCUACGACAUCAUUGAACCACCAGAGUUUGGAGAACUCCAGAGACUUCACUCAAGUGGUGAAUGGCGGCGCACUGACUCAUUCUUGCAAAGACUUCUUGAGAAAGAGCGACUUAGGUACGUUAGCACCUUUCAAGAUAUCCAGAGCUCCAACGUCACUGAUUAUUUUAAGUGCAAGGUUAAUGUGGCUGGGAGAGCAAACACUGAAUUACUUUUCCCAAUUGCUGUUAACUGGGUGAAGUAUCAGUUGGUGAGGAAUGUCAUGAUAAAUAUGGAUAAAGUUAGAAAAGUGACGCUUAACUCAGAGUACCUUCUUGCGAGAGCUGAAGGUGUGGCCCUCUCAGAUGAUGUCCUUUAUUUUCGGGUUCUCACUACACCAAAGAAAGGGAAACUCCUGCUUGACAACACAGUCUUGAUGAAGAACUCAACCUUUAGUCAAAGGGAUCUAACAGAUGAAAAAGUCCAUUAUGAGCUCGUUGACAGACCUUACGAGGACACAACUGACAGAUUCAAAUUUCAGCUGGUCUCUAAACAUGCUCAGUCUGAAAAUUAUGAUUUUCAGUUUUCAAUCAAAGCCGAUAUCAAUACCGUGUUUAUGAGAAAUAAAGGGCUCUCCCUUCAGGAGGGAGAAGGUAAACUUAUCACCAAAGAUGAGCUCUUUGCAGAGACUUUAAGCACAAGGGACAUGUUCUACACAGUCAUAAGCAGCCCCAAACAUGGAAGGCUGGCCCGCAUUAGUCAGUCAAAUUCCAAUGCCAGCUAUGAUAACAUCUUGACCUUUAGUAAUCAGGAUAUCUUGCAGGAACGAUUAAUGUACAUCCAUGAUGACAGUGAAACUACACGGGAUAAUUUUACUUUUAUAGCCUCUACCAGCCAAGGGUUCAAGUCUUCCAUUCUGGAUGAUGAAGUUGGCUCCAAAGAAGGAACCUUCAACAUCUCUGUUCAGUUAGUAAAUGACCAAAAGCCAAUUCGAAUCAUUGAUAAAGUUUUCCAUGUAGUAAGAAACGGACAGAAGCUACUCACUACAGAAGAUUUGUUUUAUCACGAUGCCGACUCUGACUUUGAGGAUGGCCAGCUCAUUUACACCCGACGUGGGAUACCAAUUGGAGACCUUGUGCUGGUCAAUGACACCUCUCAUCGGCUGUUUCAGUUUCCACAAAAGGACUUGGAGGAAAAGCGGGUGUUGUUCAUUCACAAGGGUGCUAGCACUGGCAGAUUUGUUCUUUUUGUGUCAGAUGGAAAAAAUUUUGUAUCAGGCCUUUUAGACAUUAGUGCUUAUGACCCUUUCCUGAAGGCUGGCAACAACACGGGUCUGUUGGUUCAGAAAGGACAGUCAGUAACAUUUACCUCCAACAAUUUCAGCAUCAUAUCAAAUUUGGAUAUCCGAGACGACCAGGAGGUCAUUAUGAAGUUGGAAGAGCCUCCCAGAUACGGCGGUCUUUAUCGUAAUAAAACAAAGGUUGAGUCAUUCACACAGUCCGACCUAAAGGAUGGCCUGAUCUUCUACAGGCAUGAUGAUGGCAAACAUCUGGCAGACCAUUUCAACGUGACUGUGAAUGCCAAAGGUCAGCAAAUUACACAGAGAGUUAAUGUGAAGGUCUAUCUAGAAAGUCAUCAGAGGCCGCCCAUCAUACAGCAUCAGGAGACUUUACUGGUGGAAGAGGGAAAACCAGUGAAGUUUGAUGAAACUAAACUGGAGGUCACCCAUGAGGACAACCUGCCAUCUGAGAUUGUGUUCGCAGUCAAGGUUGCUCCGUCUCAUGGCUUUCUCCGGCGCUUUGUGGAAGCUGAGGAGCGCUACAUCGGAACCAAGCAGUCGCCUGUCGAGACGUUUACCCAAGCUGACAUCAACAAGGGGAACAUCCAGUACGUUCAGGUGGAGCCGUACAAAGUAAACGACACCUUUGUCCUGGAUGCCACCAAUGGUGUCACUGACGUCAGCAACAUAAGGAUACCUGUUGACAUCAUCCCACUGCUCAUUCCUCUGCACGUCACCAAUUUCACCAUUAAUGAGGGCGCCUCAAAAGCACUGACAGAGGAUGUGCUUAAAGUCACCACUAGGCACUUUUCUGGAUUGAACUUCUUUUAUAAUUUGACAAAACCUCCUCACCACGGUUACAUUGAGCACUCUCAACAUCCUGGUGUGCCUAUAACCACUUUCACCAGGAGGCAGGUGGAGCAUGAAUUUAUUUACUACGUCCACGACAGCAGCGAAACCUUGGUCGAUAAUUUUACGGUGGAGGCCCACGAUACAGGGUUAAGGAAGCAGAGUGCCGCCCAGACGGCUUACAUCGAGCUUACAGCUGUUAAUGAUGAGCCUCCUGUUAUUACAGCCAACAAGGUCCUCAGGGUUUGGGUGUCAUCAGUUACAGAAAUCACACUGGAGGAUCUUAGAGCCGAGGACCUUGAUACUCCAGCAGAUGAGCUACACUUCAUGGUUACCCCACCCAGCAAUGGACACCUGGCCCUUAAAAGCAACCCAAUGAAGGCAGUGCUAAACUUCACACAAGCCCACAUAGACCAAGGACAGCUGCUGUUUGUCCACAAAGGUGCCAUGUCGGGGGGAUUUAACCUUCAAGUCAAUGAUGGUGUGAAUUUUACUCCAAGGCAGAUCUUCAGCAUUACCGCCAAAGCUUUAGUUGUGAAUUUGGAGAAAAACCGCCCACUCAAGGUGUUUCCUGGUUCUUCCAGACCGAUCACUAACGAGGAUUUACAGGCUGUGACCAAUGAUGUCGCCAACCCCUCUAACCGCACGAUUACGUUCAAUAUGGUUCGUCAUCCUAAACUGGGACGUUUAGCAAGGAAGCAGUCUAAUAACUCCACAGUGGAUAUCUCCACUUUUACACAAGAUAUGGUGGACAGAAAGGAAGUUAUCUACAUUCAAACGCCAAUUGAGUUGGUGGGCUGGGAAGCUGUGGAUUCUAUAACCUUCUCCGUUAUGUCACCACCUGCCUCUAUAGACAGUCAGACUUUCAAAAUAGACAUCUCCUAUGAAAAUAAACGACCUGAACACAACACUGUCCUCAUCAAAAACACAGGUGCUGAGGUGACUGAAGGGGAGAACGUUAUCAUUGAUGAAUACAAGCUGGAUGCCUCUAACCUGAUGUCCAAGCUGCCCACACCAGAGCGGAGCUCCUACGAGGUCUGGUUUCAGGUGACUGAUCUGCCUCAGCACGGCGUUAUCGUGGUAGGUGAGAGAAAUCUCACCCAAGAGAAACCCAACUUUUCCCAGUUCAUCGUCACCAAAUAUGGUAUCGUCUACAGCCAUGACAACUCGGAGACAACUCAUGAUUCUUUUGUAUUCGGUGCUUGGUUGAAUCCUAAAGGCAGAACUGCCCAACGGCCUCAAGAUGAGAAGGAUGUUAUUGUUGAGCGUUUUAACAUCACAGUCAGGCCUGUGAACGAUCAACCACCUGUGCUAAAAACUAAAACUCCAGGUCUAAAGGUGGUACAGGGAGACAGAGUAGCCAUCGGGCCAGAGGAUCUCAGAGUUGAAGACUUGGACGAUCCUCCAGGGGAUAUUACAUUCUCUGUGAUUAGCAAACCAAGCAACGGUUACCUUGCUCUGCGAGGAGGUUUGAAUGAGUCAGUGGUGGCCUUCACUCAAGCUCAAAUCAACAACAGAAGCGUCUAUUUUAUCCAUGACGGAAGCUCUGCCUCAGGCGUGUUUUACUUCAGCGUCACAGACGGACAUCACAAGCCAGUAUAUAAACUUUUUAACAUAGAUGUGUCAGAGAUCACCAUCACUCUGCUCAAUUACACUGGAUUGUCACUGCAGCAAGGGAAGACUGUGGCAGCUCUGACCCAGGACAACCUUGCUGCAGAGACCAAUGGCAAAAGUGUCAGCAUCCACUACAUGAUUACAAAACCUCCCAGCUUUGGCAAAAUUCUCAAGGAAAACCAGGAAGUUACACAUUUUACACAGGAGGAUCUUUUGGCUGGAAGCUUGGCCUACCACAUGACCUCACUGUCCUCCGCAGAAGACAGCUUUGAGUUCACUGCCUUCACUUUGGAGGCGAAUCUUACCGGUCAACUCCUUAACAUAACUGUCAGACCUCUGAUCCAGGUUGCCCAAGGAUUGAAGAUUCCCAAUGGGAUCCCUGUCAGGCUCAACACUAGCUUUUUUAAUGUGUCUGAACUGGCUGCUAUAAGUGAUAGUGACCCUGUGUUUGAAAUUAUGUCCCAUCCUAAGUUCGGAAAGGUUGUUCAGACAAGUUCUAAAAGGUCCAGGAAGUUUGUCCCAGCUGUGUCCUUCACAUUUCAGGAAGUGAUGCAGGAAAAAAUUGCAUUGGAGCUGAAUGGCAACAUGACUGGAGUCGAGGAGCUGAAUGAUUCCCUUGUGUUUGUGCUGAAAGCUGAUAAUGUCCAACCUGCUAAAGGGGAAUUUUACUUUACAGUUGUCCCCUACAAUCCAGUAGCUAUUCCAUCCACAAAAAGCCCAGUCCCGACCACAUCACCCAUUCCUCAGACACCAGUCAGGAUUUUUAGGAAUGGCACUGCUUCCCCUGUCCCGUCUACGGUUUUCCAUCCCACCCACCAACCGAGCAAAAACCAGCAGAAAUUCAAGGGCCGUAACCGCUGGGGGAACUCAAACAGAACUAGCUUUUUCAGCACAACCCUUGGAAAGCCGCCUCGAACAGAAGAGUUUCCUUUCAGAAACACACCAGUUCGAGUGGAGUCCUAUCCUCAGAAAACCUCCAACCCACUCCUCAUCAUCCUGCCACUUCUGGCCCUUCUGCUGCUUAUAAUUAUCUUUGUGGUCGUGGUCGUCUAUUUUCGACACCACCGGCAAAGGAAGCAGAACACCUCUUCACCUCAGGAAAAUCCUUUCAGUGUUCCUCCCAACAGUGAGUCCCACAGCAGCCUAACCCAGAGGAGCACCACAUUUCCCACUGUUACUGUCACUCCAUUAAAUCCCACCUACUCUGCCAGCCCUGUGCUUGGUAGGUUUUUGGCCUCGAACCAGGCUUCACCUUAUGACACUGCUGAUUCAAAUGUACUCGUCAGUUCUUGGAGUAAUGGUUCCCUUGAACCAACUUCCCAAAUUAUUCACGCCGUCACCCCAACUUUGCAGAGGAAUCAGUACUGGGUAUAAAGGUAAUGAUGCAUACUUGGUGAUGAUGCUACAAGUUUAUGUAGAGAAUAAAUGGUACAAUUGAUUACUUACGGUUGCAGUUACCUGCCAUAGAUUUCUGGAGCUAUUUUUGACCCAUUGUGUGCAUUGUUCCAUUAAACGGAGUACUGUAUGAUACCAUCUAUCAAUUUAAGUCUCAUGAACUCCAUUUCCAGAAGGCCGAAGUUUCUGAAGAGGAAAGAAACAGCUUUUUCUAUCUUACAGGUCCAAUACAUUUAUGGAGCUCCUGAAGUUAAUGUUACCGCAAAGUUUUUCCAAAUAUAUUAGGUCACGUGUGAUUCAUCUUUGAACAAGAGUGGCUAAAAUGGGGUUGUUUCUGUAAAUGUUAGCGUCGCUUUGUCUACCAUGUUUCCACCGUGCAAACACUACGGGUGUCUUUAGAAGAAAAUGAAAUGCCUGCAUUUUAAUGGGCAAAAAAAGUUGUUUUUCUGCUAUCCGGGGUUACUCUGUGGGCAGAAAUGCUGCUACUGUGCAUGGAUAUGGCUAAUGUUUGGGAAAUUAUCCUGUAUGUGCAGCUCGUUCGACACAUAAUGGCACCUUGGGUAAAGGUGAGUGGGGCUGGGGCAAUCCCAUAUGAAGAAACACUUGGUUUCAACAAGUGGCACAAUUACUGGUACACCAAAUAGUCCCCUUUUAAAAUUAAUGUUACUGAACUUUAUUUUAGUUUGUACUUUGUUAAUUUAAUUCAGAACUUCGUAUUCAUAAAGCUCAACUUUUGGUUUCCUGGGUGUAUAAAUACAACAUGACCAAGAGGCCUAUUUCUUUUAGCCAAUGGCUAUUAAGCUGGUCGUGGAAGAAAGCCUUUUUAUUCCCCACAUCACAACCAUCAACUUGUGGAGUUUGCUAUCUGGAUUUGGAGAGAAACUUUGUUGUUUGAUCAAAUGAGACUUAAAAUUGAUGUUUUCUUAUAUACUCCAGGAUGGUCUGGCACAAAACAAAGGGGGAUUUAUGUGUGAAAGCACUUAAUCUCUAUUGUUAGGCAUGGUGGAGGACCUGUGAUUCUGUGGGCUUCUUUUACUGAAAACCUGCAAGACAUCAUGAACUCUAGGAAUUAUCAGGACAUUUUAACUAAAAAUGUUACGGCCUCUAUAAGAAAACUGAAAAUGGGUUAUUGUUGGGUCUUUAAACUGGAACCAGAGGAUCCAACACAUUAACCAAUCAACACAGUCCCACACCCAAAUCUUAUAGAAAACACUCUCUGUGUGUGUUCAGACCUUGUGAGAUGUUACUGAGUUAUGUAGGGCUAUUGGCAACAGAGGGUUUGUACAAAAUAAUAUUACUGCCAAUAUCACAGCGUAAGAUGAUGCUCCUGCAAAAAAAGGAGCUUAUUUGAAUGUUUUUUACACAAUUUUACUAGAGGUGCCAAUAAGUGAGAACGACAUUGUAAACUGAAUGAAGCAGAGUUCAGUGUUUUCUUUCAGUUUAGUCAUUCACUGAAAACCUACUCAUACCUCGUCUUUAUGCUGGCCAGAAAUGCCCCUUUAUGAAUCUGAAUAUCAGAGUGGAAGCUAAGGAUGAUAACAGCUUGAUACUGUGAAUUAUUGAGACUGGCACAAGGAUUUAUGGUCAAAGUAUUUCAAUAAAUUGUUCAGAUUUUAAAUUAUUUUCAUGUGUUGCAUAUAUAUAAAAAGUACAGUUUAUUUUGUUAUCUCAGGUAUUUUUUUUAACACAGCGUGUUACAUUAAUUAAAGGCAGCAUGUAGUCAGUAAUCACUGAACAAUACAAGCCUAAAUAACAAAAUUGGCAGGACUUUAAUAGGUUUUGUAAACACCGUUUUCUUUAGAAACGAAGUAGUUAAGUAUGCCCACUAAUGUGGUUUUACUUUAUGUUUACUACUCUUUAAAAGCAUUUAUUCAAGACAUAAAACAUGCUGCAGAUUUAAAUGCAUAAUACCUGACUACUAUUUAAAACUGAAAAUAUAAGUGAUUAACAACUAGUAGUAAUCUUUACCGGUGGGGUUUUAUCAGAAAAGAGGUCUUUAUUUAAAUCAACAGAACUACUGAAAAGUCUUGGAGAGACAAACAGGAAGAAACUUUUAUUGACUAAAAUGAGCUCUCUUUUUUUAAUCAUAUUUUAUCAAAGUCAGGAUAACUUCUGUCAAACGAUGGACGUUCUGCAGAUGAAGUCGGACCCCUGUAAAUAGGCAGUUCUGUUGUGAUCGGCUGAGAAAGGAGAAAAUGUAACUACUGUCGGGGAAAACAAAACACUGCAAAUGUAUUACUGUAGUUGUGAAAUAAUUUGUACUGAAAAGAAUAAUUUAUGUGUUCCAGUCUAAUCGAAGUGUUAACAUUUACUAUAUAAGUGUUGUAUUUAUUUAUACUGUAUUUUUAAUAAACCACUUUAAAAGUC